Corvus hawaiiensis (hawaiian crow) is the source of this 1766-nucleotide messenger RNA. RefSeq names its product serine/threonine-protein kinase RIO2-like. Gene Ontology annotation, cellular component: cytosol; preribosome, small subunit precursor; nucleus. Gene Ontology annotation, biological process: maturation of SSU-rRNA; protein phosphorylation. The record is from RefSeq and is a predicted model, not a curated record. Lineage: Eukaryota; Metazoa; Chordata; Aves; Passeriformes; Corvidae. Gene Ontology annotation, molecular function: ATP binding; protein serine/threonine kinase activity. The transcript is spliced from 9 exons.
UGCCAGGACCUGCCCAGGGCGCGCGUCCCGCCGUCCCCCUCAUCCUCUUCACUCUCCUCGACCCUCUCAUCCCUCCUCAUCUCCCAUCCUUUUCCUACUCCUUUUUCUCCCCCUCUUCCUCCUCCGCCGCCGCGGCCAUGGGGAGGCUGAACGCGGUGAUGCUGCGGUGCCUGUCCCGGGAGCUCUUCAGGGUGCUGACCGCGGUGGAAAUGGGCAUGAAGAACGAUUAAAUAGUUCCUGCUAGUUUAAUUGCUUCCAUUGCCAGCCUUAAACAUGGUGGCUGUAAUAAAAUCUUGCAUGAGUUGGCGAAGCACAAACUCCUUGCUUACGAACGAACUAAAACUGUCCAGGGUUAUCGAUUAUCUAAUGCAGGAUAUGAUUACCUGGCUCUGAAAACUCUCUCUUCCUGACAAGUCAUCACUUCUGCAGGGAACCAGAUGGGUGUUGGCAAAGAAUCAGAUAUUUAUAUUGUUGUCAACGAAGAGGAGCAACAGUUUGCACUGAAAUUGCACCGGCUGGGGAGAACCUCCUUCCUCAACCUGAAAAACAAACGUGACUACCACAAGUACAGGCACAAAAUGUCCUGGCUGUACUUGUCCCGGAUAGCAGCAAUGAAGGAGUUUGCCUACGUGAAGGCUUUGCAUGACAGAGAAUUUCCUGUCCCCAAACCCAUAGACUACAGCAGGCAUGCAGUUGUUAUGGAACUUGUUGAUGGAUAUCCUCUGUGCCUGGAAGAUCCUGCUGUUGUCUACAGUGAAUUAAUGGAUCUGAUUGUCAAACUUGCCAAACAUGGCCUGAUCCAUGGGGAUUUCAAUGAGUUUAAUCUGCUUUUGGAUAAUGAUGACCAUGCCACUUUGAUUGAUUUCCCUCAGAUGAUGUCGGCAUCACAUGCAAGUGCUGAAGGGUAUUUUGACAGAGAUGUUAAUUGUAUUAAGGAGUUCUUUAAGAAAUGCUUCAACUACAAGAGUGGGUUCUUCCCGGCAUUCAAAGACUUCAGUAUGAAGAGUGCAUCAUUGCAGUUGCUGGGCACAGAACAAGGACUAAGAGCAUCACAUCAGUCAGAAGUGUUGGGGGCUGUUCAACCAUUCCCCUGGAGCUGGUGAAACGGAAGAUAAAGGGACAACUGACCAAGCAGCAAAAGUCUGCUCUGAGGCAACGGCUCUAAAAAGAGGAGGCAAAUAUUUACACCAAACAGUGUCGAGAAAAUAUGCACAACAUUAAGUCAAGCUUGGAUGCAGCCACCUUCUGGGAAUAAUUUAUUAAAGCUCCUGUGGAACAUGAGCAGUGUACAGAACUGAAAGAAUUACGCUAAUUUACCUUUGCUAUAAAGGAGCAAUCUCUUCUAUGCAAAGCAGAUGUUUUUCUGGAAACCAAUAAACCUCAUUGUUUUCCUGUGAAUUUGGCUGGGAGAUUGUGUGUUGGAACCCUGGGCUCAGAAAAUUUAGUUUCAUGGGAUACAGUAAUAUAUAUGUAAUAAGAUGGAGGAUUUCGGGUGUAGGUUAGUUCUGCUUUCUUCUUCCUUCUUCUUCACAAGCCUGGGUGAUCUCAUAUUGGUUCAAAAAACCUGCGUUGCCGAACAUGAAUGAUUAGUUAUUGGAUCGUAAGUAAAAAUAAAUUAGUUGGCAUUCCGUAAUUGGGUAAUUUGGGAUUUAAAGGACCUUGGAAGGUAGAACUCUGGGGCCAUUUCCACCUUGUUAAUUUAGAGGCACAUUCCGUGCAGCUGUACCAUAGAUAAGAAGUAAUAAACAUCUGAGUCCCAAGAACAA